UACUAGGUAUUAGUAUUAAUGGCGUGAACGAAGCUUUAUAUUUCUGAUGCCCAAUAACUUGUGAUAAUUCUUGAAGAUUCAUUACUCUUUUAUAUUUGUCGAUUCCUUCUCAAGCAACCCGUGUCUCCAGUACUAACAGAUGCUUUCGCUGUCUUGUGGUCACUUCUAGGUUUAUCUUCUGACUCUGUUUUCUUGGGAAACACUCAUCAUCUAACAAUCCGGAUUCUCUAAUGUUUUGUCACGUUCCUCUUUGAGUCUUUGGUUUCGCCUGUUACUAAUUCGUGUGGUUAGUCUUUAAAGUUUUUUUUCUUUCUGUUUUGUGUCUAGAUUCUGUCGACAGUAACAAGGGUGCAUUAGGUUUGGUUUUAUAAAGAUAUGGAUAUAAUCAGUGGGCUGUCUGAUGACUUGCUUAUUAAAAUACUAUUGUUAGUUCCCACAAAAGUUGCUGUCUCCACAAGCAUUUUGUCGAAACGGUGGGAGUAUCUUUGGAUGUGGUUGCCUAAACUUCAGUACGGUCAUAGACGUGAACCUGAACGCGAGAAGCUACGGUGUUUCCUUGACAGAAACCUGCCAUUGCAUAGAGCUCCGGUUAUUGAAAGCUUCCGUCUUGAAUUGUGUAAUACACGUUUUAAACCGGAGAGUAUCAACAUGUGGGUUGUAGUAGCUCUUUCUCACUGUCUACGUGAGCUGGAGAUAGUAUAUGAGACUUAUCCGCCUAAGCCAAACAUAUUGCCGAGUAACAUGUAUACCUCCAAAUCGCUCGUGAUCUUGAAACUGGAUGGUGAGAUCCUCUUGGAUGUUCCUCGAAUGGUGUCUCUUCCCUCGCUGAAAACUCUGAAGCUUCAGAGUGUGAGAUACGUCAAUGAUGAAACUCUUCAACGGCUUCUAUCUAAUUGUCCAAUUCUUGAAGACCUAGUGGUGAGGUUACGUGAAUAUGGUGAUACCAUGCAAAAGUUGACAGUUGUUGCUCCAUCUGUGCGGAGUUUGUCACUCUGUAUACCCUAUAGUCAUGAAAUAGCUGAGUACGUGAUAGAAACUCCUUCUUUAAAGUAUUUCAAACUUGUGGAUUAUAGUAAUAAUGAUCACUACGGUUUGAUUGAGAACAUGCCGUACCUGAUCGAGGCAUAUGUAGAUUGUUGUUGCCCUGAUAUCUAUAGUCUUAUUAAUUCAAUCACAUAUGUCAAGCGUCUCACAAUAUGUUCAGAGGCUACUCUCGAUGGGCUUGUGACUCUUGUCUUCAAUCAACUUGAACAUUUGGAGGUAUGUCUAUGCACAGUGCUUUUCUCCAGUCAACUUGUCCAGCUGUUCAACGCUUCUUCUAAGUUAAAGAGAGUAGACAUCUCCUUAAUGGAUGGUCAUGAUCCUCGUCAAGAUAUGGAUUACUGGAAGGAACCAAGCACUGUUCCCGAAUGUUUGUUGUCGAGUCUACAAAGUCUCAGCUGGUCGGCAUACACAGGAGAACCAGAAGAGAGAGCUAUUGUGGGCUACAUUCUGAAACAUGCUGUUCACUUAAAGACUGCAACAAUCAAGUCAUAUGGAUCAGAUGUUUGGAAUCUUGAGAUUUUAAAGGAGUUGGAACUUUCUCCUAGAGCUUCAAAAACAUGCCAACUCAUGUUUGAAUGAGUCUUUUGAUCACUAAAAUUUGGCGUGUUCUUCAAUUUCUUGUAUUUGCUAGCUACUCGUUUCGUUUGUCUUCAACUCUGGAAACUUGUUUUCUACAAUAGGUUUUAUUUCUAUAUACUAAGAGCUAAGUUAUAUGAUCUUUUUCAUUAGCUUACGGUUUAAAUACAGACCGGAGAAACCUUGUAACUGAAGAAAAGAGAACAAAUAAGCACUUGAUGCACUGAUCAUCGUUGAUGUUUUGAAAAUCCAAUAAUGACCAGGAGACGCAGAGAUAUACGAUUCUAAGGCCAUAUUUAUUCCGGUUAGGUCUUAACUUCAAGAGCACAUGAUUAACUGGGAUUAGUAUCAAUCAAUACGGAUAGUAAAUAAUUGCAAUUAAAUCCACCAUCCUCACUCCAAAUACAUUCCCCAUCAAAAAUAUGAAAAUCAUCAUUUUA
Molecule: messenger RNA, 2060 nt
Organism: Brassica napus (rape)
Lineage: Eukaryota; Viridiplantae; Streptophyta; Magnoliopsida; Brassicales; Brassicaceae
Product: FBD-associated F-box protein At4g10400-like
Exons: 3
Coding region: 376-1623 (415 amino acids)
Molecular function (GO): protein binding
Source: RefSeq, a predicted model, not a curated record